UUGCCGGUGGUUCGGUAUUUUGAUUAUAAAAGGCUAUAAGCUUAGUCUGCUAGUAGAAGCACAGGAAAGACCAUCCAGAAACCCAUGACGCAAUUCCCCGGAGCCUACUUGUCUCACCAUGCAAGUUGAAGUCCUGACAUCAGCAUGAAAUAAAUAACUUCGACAGAAAAGUAGAUCAUUGGUAGACCUCAUUUAGACCACCAAAAGAUGAUCGCGAGACCUUUAUGGGAGUUUUUCCCGUAUCACCAGGUCAACUGCGUGGGAGUGCAUGCAGGGAUAGCAGCUUUUUGUGCCUACUCCGCUGCUCGAGUCGCGCAGCGGCUUGCGGAGUUCGAGGCACCGAAAAAGAAAGCUUAUGGGAUAGCGUAUUGACUCUUUUGUUCUUUAUGUGGAGGGCCUUAUGUGGUGGUAUUUACUUUUGUUCUAACAAUUAUCAUUCUGGGGAGUCCUCCUCUGUUGAUCGGGCCGCUCACUCGUGUCCACCCACACAGGUGUUCGACUGGCGCAGCACUGGUUUCGUUAUCGGCAGCGGGUUUUUGGGGAAGGCACGCUCUGCGUGCUGUUUGCGACGUCGACGUUGCGGCAGAGGUGUCAAAUUUGGGUGAAAAAAGUGGAGGAAAAAAUCGUGCCUCGUCUUUUCUCACGACUGUACAAGAUGUAGAUGAGUCGUUGACUCUAAUGUCCCCUGGUGUUGGAAGAUCACAUGCUGAAUCGCUGAAGGGAAGAGUGACGAUUUUAGACGAAGUUGUUGGACGGGAUUCUGGUGCCAUGUUUAAAAGCGGAAUUCGAAAAACGGCGUGUCGGGUGUCUUCAGCAGUUUCAAGAAAUCUGAUGACAAAAGGACGCGAGCAGAAGGAAUUCUUUUUAUGAACUCUUGCACUGGUUGGAACAAAAUUCCUGAACAAAACAUCUAACGAAAAAGGUCACUUCGAGCCUUCUAGUCGUAGACUUUUAGAUGAUGGCGGACGAUUAUCCUCGCACGGCGAACGCGCACCUGUUAUAGAUGAUGGCAGAGUGCAGCGACCACGGCAAAGUAAGUAGUGGGAAAAGAAAGUGAAGUAGUUAUGGGCCGUGGGCCUCGUCGAAGCGCUACUUGGCGGCGACGCGUCUUAGGAAACUGCGAUAGCAAAAAACAGAGGACCACCACUUCCAAGAAUUUCACGACAGAGUGAGUCCGAAUUGAAAGAAUGAUCAAUCAAGUCUUUUCUUCAUCCUGCACAAGCG
Amoebophrya sp. A25 is the source of this 1224-nucleotide messenger RNA. NCBI's taxonomy places the organism in Eukaryota, Dinophyceae, Syndiniales, Amoebophryaceae. The record is from the annotation of a GenBank genome assembly.